Messenger RNA from Andrographis paniculata, 1131 nucleotides. RefSeq names its product F-box/kelch-repeat protein At1g57790-like. The transcript has 2 exons. Gene Ontology annotation, molecular function: protein binding. Bases 1 to 1131 code for a protein of 376 amino acids. NCBI's taxonomy places the organism in Eukaryota, Viridiplantae, Streptophyta, Magnoliopsida, Lamiales, Acanthaceae. The record is from RefSeq and is a predicted model, not a curated record.
AUGGAUGAGCUGUAUUCAUCAAUUGGAAGGAUCUCUGGGAAAAGAAGUAACGAAUCGAGCCUCAGAAUCAAUGAUUUUCCAAGGAGGCCAAAUAAAAAGGCCGAAGAGUCGGAUAUUCCAGUCGAACUUCUGGAAAACAUCCUCAGGCGCCUAAGCCUGGUAGACAACCUCCGGGCUUCCGGCGUCUGCCACAGAUGGAUGGCUGUGGCAAAGUCCGUCCGAGUAUCCAACAAGCACCCUUGGAUCAUGUACCACUCGUGGAGGUAUAAAACAAAUGAGUUCUACAAUCCAGUUCAGCGCAAGUCGCAUUACCUACGGCUGUCCGGGAUAAAGUACAGACUCGUCUGUUACUGCAACGACAGUUGGCUGUUGCUCUACAGCCAUGUAGGCCUUUUGCUUACACUCUACAGCCCGUACACUCAGAAGGCCGUUGAAUUGCCGCAAAUGGAUUUUCCGAGUAAAUUAGCCGCCUUUUCAGCCGCGCCGAAUGCUCCUAGCUGCAUUGUGAUUGCGCUAAUGCAACUUCAGCCCCAUGUGAUCGCAAUCAGCACGUAUCGCCCCGGGGAUGACACAUGGACCGUCAAUCAUUUCGAGAACCCGGAACCGUUCGUCAGCAGCAAUCCGAAUCAAUGGACUUUUUGCAACGGACACUUCUACUGUCUUAGCCAAAGCGGCCAAUUGGGAUGUUACGAUCCUGAUAAUAGUGCCUGGUCCGUCGUCCCCGUCGAACAACCUGAGUGCAUAAGGGCGAACCCGCUUGACAUAGGCGAGCGGGCGAUGUAUAUGGCAGAGCAUGCCGGGGAUAUUUAUUUGAUAUACGCUUACCCGUUUCUUAACCCUUUUGUACAUAAGCUCGACAGCGCUGCAAACCAGUGGGUGGAGAUUGAAGACCUCGGCGGCCUGACCAUUUUUGCUAACUAUAUGAGCUCGUUUGUUCGGACAGAUAUGAUAGGUAUAAUGAGAAAUAGUAUUUAUUUCUCGAAGGUGAUUUUUUACGGGAAGCGCCCCGUUGUAUAUUCCCUUAGGCAGAAGCGAUUCUUCCCCCGACAAGAAGGCUACAAUCUAUGCAACGAGGAGCCGUAUGAGAACAUAUGGAUCGAUGCCCCCGACGACCUCUCUGAAUUCUUCUGA